Messenger RNA from Serpula lacrymans var. lacrymans S7.9, 1116 nucleotides. RefSeq lists its product as uncharacterized. Gene Ontology annotation, biological process: protein prenylation. The record is from RefSeq and is a predicted model, not a curated record. Gene Ontology annotation, molecular function: protein prenyltransferase activity. Lineage: Eukaryota; Fungi; Basidiomycota; Agaricomycetes; Boletales; Serpulaceae. Gene Ontology annotation, cellular component: cytoplasm. The transcript has a single exon. The annotation marks the transcript as partial.
CGCAGGAUCUCCAUCGAAAUCCUUCCUGGUGAUGGAUCCGCAUGGCUGGUUGGUACUUCACCGGACAAACCAAGCUCUCCAUUCCUUUUCGUGGAUCAGAAUCUUGGGGUACCACAGAAAUUCUUGUACGAGGCCUAUCUUUUCAGUUUGGAGGUUUUCAAGCCUGCGAGGAAACUCUUACAGAAAUCGAAAGCACCAUCACCCAUAUGCAUUCAACAGCUCAUAGCGUCCACAGCGGUGAUUCUCCUUGCGAAUCCAGCACAUCAGACUGCUCUUAAUACCAGAAAACGCCUGAUCCAGAGCAACAUUCUGGACAUCGAAGAGGAAUUAGCAUACACUGCUGCGUUACUAUCUUCUCAGCAUUGUGCAAAAGAAUCUACACUAUGGCACCACAGACGGUGGCUGUUUUGUCGUCUUUACACUUUGGACGAUGAACCGAUACCCGUGGCGAGCGGUGAAGUGCUUUCCACGGAGACUCAUCACCAAGCUAUCAUUCCUCUGGACAAACUCGAGUUUGAUUUGAAACUCUGCAGUCGAGCAUGUGAACUUUACUCCCGCAACUAUUUUGCUUGGGCACAUCGCCGCUUUUGCAUAAAUCAAGUUACUAUAGUCUUAAAUUCCGUACUGUCGAAGAAUAACGUAGCCGCGUCUGAAAACCUGGAGAUGGUUGCUGCUGAAAUCUCAAACGUGAAGCGGUGGAUCGAUCAGCAUAUUUCGGACUAUAGCGCUGUUCAUUAUCUUGCCACACUUACCCGUCACCUGCACUCUCUCAUGGCCCGAAUAUCACCCCCCAGCGUCACAUAUAUGCAGCAGGCUUUACCUCCUGAGCUACUUUCGCUGUCAAAUCACGCGGUUUCAUUGGUGAAGGCGUUCCCUGACCACGAAAGUCUCUGGCUUUACCUUCGUGCCGUUACACAACCGUUUACUGGCAACCCCGAUGAAGAGACUAUGAUUGGGACAUUAAUCCGUGACUUCGUAAAUCCGCUGGCACUUUCAACCUCAGAUCUGGCAUUGCAUGCCACUUGUACACGAGCAUCGUCUCAGUCUGCCUAUCGCUAUCUAGCCUGGUGCUCUUUUGUAUGCAUUUUCUUAGUGUUCCCAAGUGACGCCCUAUGA